AUGUCAUCUCAACGCGCAGCCCAGAUCGCGGGCCAUCUAAACUACCCUCAAGGUCUCCUCGCCGGCCAAGUAGCCAUCAUCACUGGUUCAGGUCAAGGGAUCGGUGCCGAAGCUGCACGCCUCUUUGCGAAUGAGGGUGCCAAAGUUGUGGUAUCAGACAUUGAUGCAGCAAAGGCAAAUGCCGUGGCUGAAAGCAUCAGUAAAUCUGGCGGGACGGCUAUUGCCGUACCAGGAGAUAUGCUGGAUGAUAAAUACUUGAAAACACUCGUCAAGAAGACCGUCGAGUUUGGAAACACUAUCAAUAUCAUAGUGAACAACGCAGGUUAUACUUGGGAUGGUGUAAUCCAUAAGAUGACGGAUAAACAAUGGGAUAACAUCAUAGCACUGCAUAACACCGCCCCUUUUAAACUCGUCCGUGAAGCCGCCCCCUAUUUCCGAGUCACAGACGGCCAACCCCGCUGUAUAAUCAACAUAUCCUCAACCUCUGGUGUCCACGGCAACGCAGGACAAGCUAACUACGGUCUGGCUAAAGCUGGAAUCAACGGUUUGACGAAAGUAAUUGCAAAGGAAUGGGGCCCGAAGUUUGGCGUCCGGUGCAAUUCAAUUGCUUUUGGCCAUAUUUUAACCCGAUUGACGGCUGCAAAGGAGGAUGGCGCUUUCGUUACAACUCCAGAUGGAGAGAAGAUCGCGCUGGGGAUACCCACGGGGCAGGGCUCACAAUCUAAGGAUGCCAACCUUGAUAUUCCUCUUAGAAGGGCUGGUACCGCGACCGAAGCUGCAAGCGCUAUUCUAGCACUUGCUAGCCCGCUUUCCAGUUAUAUCACUGGACAAGUUAUCAUGGUUACUGGGGGGAGGAACAUGUAG
Venustampulla echinocandica is the source of this 864-nucleotide messenger RNA. RefSeq names its product NAD(P)-binding protein. The transcript has 4 exons. The coding region runs from base 1 to 864 and encodes 287 amino acids. The record is from RefSeq and is a predicted model, not a curated record. NCBI's taxonomy places the organism in Eukaryota, Fungi, Ascomycota, Leotiomycetes, Helotiales, Pleuroascaceae.